Molecule: messenger RNA, 2199 nt
Organism: Oryza brachyantha (malo sina)
Lineage: Eukaryota; Viridiplantae; Streptophyta; Magnoliopsida; Poales; Poaceae
Exons: 9
Coding region: 431-1891 (486 amino acids)
Source: RefSeq, a predicted model, not a curated record
AUCGGAGCGCGACAAAGAGCGAGCGAAUGCUGGAUACACUACUGUUCAUCGUCCAGAUAGGUUCAAAGACUCUCCCCAAGAAGAUGGGGGCGCCGCCGCUCACGCAUGGCGCGCCACGGAAGCCGCUGGAGCGGACGAUUCCCCCACGCGGCGCCCAUGCGCCUCGCCCGCGCGUCGUCGCGUCACGCAACGCGGGCACGAUCCAAUUCGCCCGCGCGGAUUGUCGCCAGCCAGCUUCUUUGACCUGACCUACUUCCUCCCUCCCUCCCUCCCUCCACGCCUCCGCUGCGAGGGAGACAAAGGCGGGAUCUUUUCCGGGAACGGCCAAGGUGGCGGUGGCCUGACGGGUAGAGACGAGCUUCUCCUUUGAAAGGCAAAAGAUUAAAACAUCACAAGUGAUGCUCUUUGUCAUUUUCACCGUGGAGCACACAUGGAGGACUAUUUUUCACGCUUCCUAGACCUUGCCUGGCAGUUACGGCACCAAUUGGCACAAUUAAUAGAACAUGUGUUUCGAUACAUUGAUUGGAUUCCACAACAUCAUGAAUUCCAAUUCUCUCAUUGCUAUAAAAGAUCAUUGCCUACCACCGAAAGAUACAUUCAUGGAGAGGAUUCCUUGCUGCCCGUUGGUAAUUUUAAAAAAGACCAGCCCCCGAAUGGACUAUCUGAAACCAUUGUUGUCAGAAAAUCCCUGUCCAGUAUUUGGCAAAGAUCAUAUGGCAGGUUUCCCUGUUUUUUGCAUGGCUUCAGAUUGGGACAACAGUUGGCAUUCCAUUUGCGAAAACUGUGCAGUGCUGUUGCAAGCGAGAUUCAUGUUAAACUAGCCAGGUUGUUACAUCGUUUCUGGACAACAUUGCAGGGAUCUUCAAAAGAUAUAGGAUGGCUACAAAGAACAAAAGCACUGCCUUGUCCAGUUGAUGGUACAAAUCGUUUCAAGGAGCUUUUGCAUAGCAUCAGAAGUGGCAUGCAUCAUCUGCCUAACACACUGGUUUACUUAUUUAUCCCCGGACUUUUUAGUAAUCACAGUCCACUUUACUUUGUCAAUACUAAAAGAAUCUUUUCGAAGAUGGGGCUUACUUGCCAUAUUGCAAGGAUUCAUAGUGAGGCAUCAGUGGAGAAAAAUGCACGAGAACUGAAAUUAUACAUAGAAGAACUAUACUGGGGUUCUGGUAAACAGGUGUUGCUCCUCGGCCAUAGCAAAGGAGGAGUUGAUGCAGCUGCGGCGCUUUCGUUGUACUGGUCUGAGCUCAAGGGCAAGGUUGCCGGACUGGCAUUGGUUCAGAGCCCGUAUGGUGGCACCCCGGUAGCUUCUGACAUACUUCGGGAGGGCCAGAUUGCUGACAAGGAGACAAGGAGGAUCAUGGAACUCAUAAUAUGCAAACUUAUCAAGGGUGAUAUAAGGGCCUUGGAGGAUCUCACGUAUGACAAGAGAAGGGACUUCAUUUCCAAGCACAAGCUCCCCGUCGACGAGCUGCCGAUCAUCUCCUUCCACACCGAGGCCAGCACCGCCCCGACGAUGCUCGCGACGCUGUCGCGCGUCGCCCAAGCCGAGCUCUUCCCAUGGCUCCCACUGCCGCGGUUCUUGUCCGCGUCCGAGUACGCCGAAUCACUGCUCGCUUCGCUGAAGCUCCCCGUGGUGGUGCCGGCGUCGGCGGCCAUGGCCGUCAGCGCGCUCCACCUGAGGCUGCGCUACGGCGAGAGGAGCGACGGGCUGGUGACGCGGCGCGACGCCGAGGUGCCCGGGUCGGUGGUGGUGCGGCCGGAGAGGAGGCUGGACCACGCGUGGAUGGUGCACUCCACGCUGAGGAAGGAUCGCGCCGAGGCCGAUGCCACUCAGAUGUGUGAGGCUCUGAUGGCCAUGCUCGUCGAGAUUGGGAGGAAGAAAUGCUGCUGAUCAUCCUCUGCAUCGGCGUGGCCUGCUUCAGAAUUUCUCAGUUAACUUCAAGUUUGAUCUUGAACUUACCACCCAAAAUUCCGAAUGUUCCUUUUGUUUUUGAGCAACGAACUUGCGAUCCAGUGUCUUGAUCAUAGGUAAAUGUUACAGGACAUAGUGAGAAAUAUGUAAUGAUUCUCACCUUGAUGAACCAAUUGCAUUGCUCUUUACUUCUUUUAUUCAUCUGGAUCAUGCGUUCCACUUUAAAAUGACUGUAGCGAGGUUAGGGAUUUAGUGUUUGUCGUGUGUGGAUGUAUAUCUGCCUUAUG